AUGGUCUCACGGGGCUCUGCGUUCCCACCAGCGCGCAAACAACCAGGCAGAAGACUACGCCGGGCUUGGAUGGGCCUCUCUCUGGCCGGAUCGCAGCGGCACAAGCAGGCGUCGUCCGUCCGCUCCGCUCCGCUCACGGGGCAGCUCCGCUUCUCCUCCUCCUCCUCGCCGCUGCCCUUCCGACGGCGGGGGCGGGGCUUCGGCGGGAGGGGCGUGGUCUCAACGGGAGGGGUGGAGCCUCGCGCAGCCCCGGGGACCCCGCUCGGCGGGCGAGGCAGCUUCUCCAGCGCGGAGCGAGAGGAGAAGGUACCUCGGGGAGAGGAUGCUCCGCUAACCCCGCUACCCCUCGCCCCUUCCCGCUCCGGGGGCGCCGCUCCUUCCCAGGCGCCUCACCAAACUUCGGCACCUUCUCAACGGCCUUCCCCCCCCUUUCUCUCUCUCCCCUUUUCUCUCUCUGCCCCCAUCCCGCCCCUCGGACUCUAGGAAGGGACCCCAACAAGGCGGCUCAGGGAAGGCGAGAGACGGGCAGCCCUCCGCCCCGCGCGCGCCUCGCUCCGGGUAAGUCCUGAGGGGACGAAGUUUGCGCCCUCGGUCUCCUCAGCUGGCUUCUUUUAUUUCGUUAAAAAAGGGGGGAGGGUUGCCAAUUGACUCAAAAGCCCAGACAAAGCGAAAGACACCCCUCCCCGCGCUGAGGGAAGAAGACGCUCCCCAACUCCCCCCUCCCCCCGGUUUUAAUUUGGUUUAAACCGCUGCUUCUCUUCCCCCCCGCGCGCGUUCCAUGUGUGCGAGGGAAGAAAUAGCCGGAGCGAAGGAACAAAUGACAUCUGUGUAGCUGCCUCUCUCUCUCUCUCCCGCCCUCGCUGCCUCGCCCGCCUUUCGGGGGGGGGGGUUGGGGGUGGUUGGCGUCCAGCUGUUGGCCAUUAGCGAGAGCCGCCCUCGCUGGGCUGGCAGGCAGAACUCGGCUUCUCCAAGUUGUUUUUCCGCGCCUCGCCGCCUCUCUCGGCCGCCCACCCCACCCAACUCCUCGCUUGGGGACCUCCGGGGAUGGCAGCUUGGCAUCGGCGCGCGCUCUCUGCCCGCAAGAAUCGGUGGGGCAGCAGGGACAAACAGACGGGAGUGGCGGGGUUUGGCACCCGGAGGAGGGAGGGAGAAAGGAGGGGAAAGGCCCGCGGUCAAAUCUCUGGCCAAGAUCUGGAGGAAUGGGAGGGGGGUGUCGGUUGGGCUCCCCGGAAAAUAGCCAGCGGGGCGGACGGGGGUGGGCUGGUGCAGAGAGAGAAGCAUAAUUGAGAACAUCUGGAUAGCCAUCCUGCAGGAAACCAGAGCAGGCUGGGUAGCUCCAUAUCCCACCUCCAGCAGCCUUGGGAGAGAAGGGCAUUCAGCGUCUUUCAAGCAAGUCCGGCUGCCUCCUUGGGGCCCCUGGGCUUGCUGAGCAACAGGAGGCUUGGACCAGGACCUUUAUCAAAAGACCUCUCCAAUUUUUGAGCACUCUCUCCAUCUGUCCACAGAGAGUCUUGCAGGCUGGGUGUGAACCCUUUCCAACUUGAGCGGGCACUCAGUCAAGCUAAGACGCACCAGGUGAGCCCUGUUUCUGGACUUGCGCUGAAAUAGCAAACUGCUGGUGGCCUUGAUGGGCUGAGAUUGUGUAGGUUGAGGUGCGACAGACCUGAGGCCCUCCAGGUGUUGCUGGACCCCAGCUCCCAUAAUCAUUCCCCCAGCCAGCAUGGCUAGUGGCCAGGAAUGGUGAGAACUGGAGUCCAGGAAGAUGCAGCCGGGACCAGAAUUUUCAUCUCGGUUGCAGAGGGGACUUUGGUAUACAGUGGUACCUUGGGUUAAGUGCUUAAUUCGUUCCAGAGGUCCAUUCUUAACCUGAAAUUGUUCUUAACCUGAGGACCACUGUAGCUAAUAGGGCCUCGUGCUGCCGCCACGCCGCCAGAGCACGAUUUGAGGUACUAUUUGUGGGUUAGUGGAGUCUGUAACCUGAAGCGUAUGUAACCUGAAGCAUACGUAACCCGAGGUACCACUGUAUUGCAGAGAUCCUAUGGCAGAGUGAGGGAUGCAGUGUGUCUAAAGCAACACUGAAGGAUGCCUAACACCCUCGUAAUGCUUCUGUUAGUGUAGAGGCCAGGAAACCCAGAGUCUGUGGGUCUGUGUAAGAGAGUGGUUUUUCUCCUGCUGCAAUGUUGUCUCCAGUUGUAGUCCUUAUUUUGUACCCAAUGGAGUGGGUGGUAGUUGCUCACCAACAAAAGCAAAAAUAAAGGGGUGCAUUUCGGGAAACUUUUUUUUUCGGGGGGGGGUGUUGCUAAACUUUCCUGCUGUCCUAGUGAACAGAGAGCGGCGUUUGGUCAUCUUUCAGCUGUUUGCAAUAUUCCAGAUCGAGACAACGUAAAAUGUCUGUGGGCAGCCUUGAGUCUCCUGGCCCAGCCCCUCCUUGGGCUGUUUCUUGGUCACACUAGUGGUUGCCAGAACAUUGAGAGAGUUGGGAUGGAAUGCUAGGAGCUGGCUCCUGGGUCGAGAUCCUGCUACAGAACCCUCUCCCACCUACUUUUGCACAGUUCUGUGAACCCAAUGUGGCAGAAGCUGCUUCAGCAUGCACUGCCAUUGUUCUAUCGCAACCUUAUCCUCUGGGUAGCUUUGGAGGCCCUGUUGCAGAAGGAAGCUGUUUAGAGUAAUGCAGACCUGAAAAUGCUCCCCAGUGGAGUUUCAUGGUGUAAAGCUAACAGACAUGUAAAGCAAGUCUCCCCAGGAUACAAUCAAGUGUUCACUUGGAGAGAAGCUUAGUGCUGGCUGAAACUAAUUUUUAGGGGGUGUAAGGGAAAUGCCUCACACAGGCCUUGUUGUAGAAUAGCCCCCCAAAACACUACAUUCCUCUUAUGCAAAGAGGGGUCUCUUCUUGACUGUAGUGUUGCAGUGAAAUAUUAUUGGUUCAGAAUGUGCCUCUGCUCUGCUCCGCAGGCAGGGAAAGCAAGGCAGGAGGCAAAGAAGACAGACUGACAUAGGAUAUGGGGCUGGGCCAAGCUUCAGGGGGAGCGGGAGAACCAGAGGGUGGGAGCGUGCAGAUGCGUCACCCUUACAGAACACCCAGAUGCUUUGCAAGGGCUGUAGUUUAUUGCUCUCGCUUGCUGUUAUCAAACCAUGGAAGCUUGUCCUUUGCAAGUCUCUUGCAAAUUGUUUGUUCAAGUGCUAAAAUGCCUCCUCGUUGAUGUUGAUGUUUCUUGCCACUGUGAACCUUGCACAUGCUCCCAAAUUAAGAGUUAAGAGUUACCACGACGAGUUGGAUUUGGAAGAGUAUUUCUGUUUCUAUUCAUUGUUUCUGUCCCUUUGCUUGUCUCCGGACACUGUAGGCUUGUAUUGUGUUCAUAGGAAGGAGAAAGAGGUAAUAGUUGUUGGUCGUGAGUAUUGCCUUAUUAUCCCAAGAACAAAUGAGAAAGAGAGGGAGAGAGAUGCAUAUAACCUUCUGGCAUGUGGGCCAAAUUAAGUCUGCCAGUGGUCCCAAUUUGGCUUGCACUGUCAUCCGCCCCGCUACACCCACCUGGCAUCAUAUGACAGUCAGGUGGGGCAGGAGUACACUCUCAGGAGUUCUUCUGCAAGUGGACAGGCCUUGCAUUUAUUUGACACUUUUCACAUUUGGCACCAAACACAAGCCCCCUCAUUGAGAAUGCUCCGCCAGGCGAUCACAGUCAGAGGGCUAGCAUUUGAUGCAGAAUGCAAGCUGGGGCUGCAAAGGAGGAAGAGAGGAAUUCAGAGUGUGCUCUCAGAACUUCCUUUAAAGUUGGAUCAUGUUAGGCUGCCUGUCAAAGUGGCCCAUGGAGGAUGGGCCAGUUCUCGAUCCAAUGUGUCAGCCGGAUGCAGUUCCCCACCUUGGCUCUAACGCUGCUGCUGCUGUAGAUUUUCAGGAAUCAAUGGGCAAGAAGUAUGAGAAUAGCAAGUCUGGAUUUGUGAGUGUCCUAGAGCCCCCCACCCCACCCUCGGGAGCAGUAAGACCUGCCAGCACCUUGCUUGGUAUUUGUGGCAGGGCGGAUAAGUCUCUUUUCUCAGUCCCAGGACUUAGUGUGUGAUGCAAAAAGAGUGGACAGGAAGGGACAUUUUUCACUGACACAACUGGGAUUCUGGAGCAGGACUCCCAGUUUGCAGAAUGCCUGGAAUUGAAGGUUCUGAUCUCUAGAAAAAAGGUGAAGCAAUUGAAUGUGUGUGUGUCCUUUGAAGCAUGCUUUUGGGCUGCGUUGGCGCAGAUAUCUUUGUGAUGCCUGGUGUGAUUCUCAUUAACUACUUUCCACUCCUGACUCAGCCAUAGACUUGCUCUGUGGCUUAAGAGCACCUUUCCUCCCUCCCAGCUUCUGAGAAGGGAAUAAGCAUGGCUGGCUGGCUGCCCUCUGGGCAGCUGUGGGGGUGGACGAUUGGCGUACGGAAGUGCCUUGCUUAAAGAUGGGAGCAGUGCAGGUAGGAUGCACAAUGUGCAGUAAACUGACAGCCUCCAGUUGGUCAACAGCAUCAGUGACUGUUCCUGGCCAGAUAAUCACAGUGCCAUCGCUGGGAAGUCUUCAAGUAGAGGCUGAUGCUCUAGCUCUGAAUUCUCUACAUAUUUGGACAGGAGUUGGACCAGGUGACCCGCAAAGCUUCCCUCCUCCUCCUAUGGUGUUAGCCUGUUAGAUAUUAGUGGUACAGAGAGUUUUGAGGCAGCCCCCUAGUGUCUGGACACACACCUGCAAUAUCCUUUUGGCCCAAUGAUGUGCAUCUUAGUGUGGUUCAGGAAUACAGCUGCCUCUGGCUUGGAUAAUACCUGCCUAGUAGCAUUUUGGAGAAGGAACUGGUCAUGCUGCACUUUCAAGGCUGGAUCCACCUGUCUCCUUCCAGCUGUUGUUGGACUUGAACGCCCAUCAUCCUGGGGUCACUGGCCAUGUUUGCCAAUACAUGGUAGCUGACGUAGCCUCAUGCUGUGUUGUGUCCUCCUGGGGACAUGGUGAUAAAGGUGGUGGCAGUGGGGGCUUUCGUGAGAAAGCAGGUAUGUCUGGAGCAGUAGUUUGUGUCCUGGCCUCACCCUGUUCUUGUGACCUGCAGAUAUCCCCUACUGUGUGAGGAGCAGGAUCACAGCUGGGGGAGCGGGGGGGGGGGGGGGAAUGAGCCGAUUAGAGAGUGAUUAAGAAUUAACUAAUUAAUGGUCUUCGGUGGAUGGCUUGAAUGUCUAAUUGAGCCUGGCUUAUUGGUGGUGACAGGCAGUGGCUGUAGAAAGCCCUUUUGCACCCACAUACGACUGUAAAAUGAAGAGGAGGAGGCUUUUGGUUUUUCAGUGUGUGUGUGUUGUGUGUGCGUCCUGUGUCUUGUCUGACAAAAUGAUGCUGUCUCUCUGAUUCUCAGGGCAUGAGAAUUAGCCACACCAAAUUCUUCAGCGAGAGGAGAAGGGCUCUCAAAAUGUCACUCUGUCCCAGCAUUUGAAAUUUGCCAGGCACCAGGUACAUUUUGAACCUGGCUAUUGGCCACUUGCGACCAAGUUAAUAUGCCCGGGCACCAGGGUGGCACUUGGCAUCUCCACCAUCCGGAGGUGCAUGCCUGGGGAUCCUUGGAUCUUGACUGUUUUUACACACUAGCAACGUAUCCUGUAGCAUUCUAUCUGCUAUAUUUUAUCUGCACAAUCAGAAUGGAUUUCAGGAACCCAAAAGUCGUAUCUGGCCCCAAAAUGGCAACUAGGCAUCCCAUUUUGGCAAAUGUAGCCCUGGUUUAAGGAGCCAUUUGGCGCCUAGCUCAUAUAUCUAAAUUUCUAACACCGCUUUGGCCCAGAAGCUGUCCUUUCUCAGAUCUUUGCAGAAUGCAGCCAGUAACAACACAGAUUUUGUCCCAACUCAAAUUAGCCAAAGACACAAAGAAGAAAUUUUGUGCUGGGGCAGAGGAGUGCAGUGCUUUAACUCAUAGCUCUAUUGCUUGACUUACUGGAUGAAUAUUCGUAUGGGCGGGGUUGGAAUUCUGGAAGAGAGGAUGCAAUAAGACCAGCCUAUCUACUUAUUUUAAAUGGUGGGUCCAGCCUACCUUGUUAUCUUGGUUUCUUAGGGUCUGUUCACAUUACCACCUUAGCGAAGUUGCUCUUGGGGCCUCGGGCAUUUCACAGCUCUUUCCUCUCUAGCUGUUCACAUCAGCACAGCUUCGUUAGUGUCAGAUUAGUUUCUGUUUGGGUUCACCCCAGGGAGCAUCGGCCAGCCAGGAUGUCAUUACCCUGUGCAAUAGCGUUCGCCCCUUACGUAGAGCUGUAUUAGGAACAGCUUAAGAACUCCAGUCAGUUUAAGAAACAACACAUCAAAUAGCAGUAUUUUGAGGCACAAUCCAUUGUCUCUUGAGACAGACAGAUGCCAACAACAGGAUAUGUGUGCAUUUUGGAUAGUGCCAUGUGAACAUGGAUUAAAACCCUGCACUGGAAAAGAAAUAACUGGACAGGAAACGGGGGUGUGAACACAGCCCAAGUACUCAACAUUUGAGUUAGGUUUGUAGAAAACAACAGAAAGAGAGAGCAAGCAAAAUAUUUAGAAAACUAACUUUUAGUUCAUUAAUUUGUCUGAAAGCAAAAGACAGAUGCACAAACCCAUAUUGUCUCUCAGCCCAAUUAAAUAGACUGCAGCAGACUCCAGAAAAUCUCCUGUAUAUUUUUUGGCAUAUGUUUGUUUGGCUUGUCUCUUGAUUAAUGCCAAAUGAGGGCCUGCAAGGAGCCACAAUUUGAUGUGGGGCCUCUCUGCUGCUUGAGUUAGAAUCCCAGCCCUACAUAUGGGGAUGCAGAGGGCAGGGCUAUUGGGUGGGAAAUGUUAUGAGCACCAACUUAGAAUUUCAUCCUAAGGGGGAGGGAGCAAGACGGUCCUGUAAAAAGCUCACAUUCCUCUUGGUUUUAAAGUCCACCCAUUUUUAGUUGGCCAUUACUCCUCUGGGUGGGGCUGGCUUCCCCCCAGCAAGUUCUCUGGUAUCGCUCAGGAUUGUCCAGCGGAGAAACAGGCUUGCUCAAGGUGAAAUGGGAUCAGUUCUGUUGUUGUUGUUUAGUCGUUUAGUUGUGUCCGACUCUUCGUGACCCCAUGGACCAGAGCACGCCAGGCACUCCUGUCUUCCACUGCCUCCCGCAGUUUGGUCAAACUCAUGUUCGUAGCUUCGAGAACACUGUCCAACCAUCUCGUCCUCUGUUGUCCCCUUCUCCUUGUGCCCUCCAUCUUUCCCAACAUCAGGGUCUUUUCCAGGGAGUCUUCUCUUCUCAUGAGGGGGCCAAAGUAUUGCAGCCUCAGCUUCACGAUCUGUCCUUCCAGUGAACACUCAGGGCUGAUUUCCUUAAGAAUGGAUGCGUUUGAUCUUCUUGCAGUCCACUGAACUCUCAAGAGUCUCCUCCAGCACCAUAAUUCAAAAGCAUCCAUUCUUCGGCGAUCAGCCUUCUUUAUGGUCCAGCUCUCACUUCCAUACAUCACUACUGGGAAAACCAUGGCUUUAACUAUACGGACAUUUGUUGGUAAGGUGAUGUCUCUGCUUUGGUUCUGUAUGGUCCUGUUCUGUAUGGUCCACCAAAUAAAUAUUACCCAGAAACUUAAACCUGAGGGGGCAGCUUCUUUCAGUGGGGACUACUUUUGCUGUCAACACUGGCGGAACUGGGCACCCUCAAAAGGUGAUGCAGAUGAUAGCUGAGCACAUCUCAAGCCAACUCACUUUAAUUGUGAACCUUAGAAUGCAUAGACCACGCUUUUACUGAUACUGAAGUGAAAGAUUGCACUUGGGCUUGAAACUCAAGGGAAGAAGAUGGCAUGCAGUGUAAUGUUUAUAUUUGAGAGAAGCCAUGGCCCAUAUGCUCUUUGAAAAUGAUUUUGCACCAAGGCAUAGGAAGUCCUGUGCCAAUGAACUGCAAAUUCAGCACCAAGAAAGUGCUGAUUAUGUUAUCGGGUUAAAUGAGAGCAGGCCAACACAAAAAUACAAUAGGUUCCUUUUGCCUGAUGGUUCUCCACUUGGGAACUUUCUUGCAAUCUUAAUUUGAUAGGUUAGCAGGGAGGAAGAUCUAGGGAAAGCAGGUUUGGCAAGAGAUGUCUACGCACUGGGAAUUAUCAUCUCUUCCCGACUCAGCUGGUUGAGUCUUGAGUCAGAAUUCUUCUGCAGCCCAGCAUUCCUCAGCUCCUGAGUGGCCUAUUGACUUCACAAGAACAGGUGCCUUCUCUCUUGGAGUGAUAGCCAAUGAUCAUGUCCCAGAGCAAAGAAGGUGGAGAUAACAAAUUCAAGAUUGCCUUUUUAUUAUUAUUGCAGAGGCAAAAAACCUACAUGGUGUGUUUCUUCCACCCUGGUUCUGUUCAGCAUUGGACUCUUGUCUGUUGUGAUGAACGUCAGUCUCCCCACCCACCCCUGCUUCUGUGUGUUUUUCCACACCAGCUUCAUGCCCUGGCCUUGCCAAAGUUGCACCCCUCUUCCCUAGGGGGCAGCACCUGUUCCUCUGAAGAGCUGUGCAGAAGGGGCCUAAUGCUUUUGCAGAGCUCCAGAAGCAAGCAAGCAUUGCCUGCAGGGCAAAAGGUGGCAGCUUUCAGCUCUGUGGGCUGAAGGGGCUCAUUGUAUAAGGAGGUCUUGGGAGUUCGGCAAGAUCACACAAUUGGCCCUUUCAUGCCAGCUGGAGACUCUUAUUAAAAACUAGUCCUUCCUCCUCCUCCUCCUCCUCUCUCCCGCCCAUCUCCCACACUGCAGGAAAGGUUUGGGGAGUGGCCAGCCAAGCUCAAAUGGGCUUUUUCUCUUGCACUUCCACUCCUCUUGCCCUGAAGCUAGAAACUUGCUCCUUUCCACUAACACUCCCAGCAAAAUGGUUCAGGCCAUUGACUUUCCCCUCCCGCCCCAAGAGAUGCAUGUGGGCAUCCUUCCCUAAUACAAAGGCCUCCCCUUGUCUUGCAUGUGCUGUGAGCAUGUAACCAAAUGCCCACUUGCUCUUUACAAGCACGACUGCACACUAGGACAGUAGAGAGAGCCCUUAAGAAAAGGCACGGUGUGUUCUCCAGAGGCAGUCCGUUAGGAUCAUUGGCUGCAACACGGGUACCUCUUAGCAUUCUUUCACCUCCUCCUCAUACUUGUAGUCCUUAGUGGCAAAGGAUGGAAUUCUUCUCCCCUUCAGUUAAUGCUGCAAACUUUAAUAACUUAGAUGUUGUGAUUUAUCAACUAAGACACAAUUUCCAAUAGAAGCUUCCCCACCCCCUUAUUCAGGUCUCUUCAAAGGCCUCCUGCUGAGAUGGCCCAUGUGCUUCUCAGAAGGUCGGGGGUUCAAAUCCUUGCGACGGGGUGACCUCCCAUUGCUCUGUCCCAGCAGUUUGAAGGCACACCAGUGCAAGUAGAUAAAUAGGAACCACUUUGGCAGGAAGGUAAACGGCAUUUCUGUGCGCUCUGGUUUUCGUCACGGUGUCCCAUUGCGCCAGAAGUGGUUUAGUCAUGUUGGCCAUGUGACCCAGAAAGCUGUCUGUGGACAAACACUGGUUCCCUCGGCCUGAAAGUGAGAUGAGCGCCUCAACCCCACAGUUGCCUUUAACUGGACGUAACUGUCCAGGGGUCCUUUACCUUCACCAUUACCGAAUGGAGUUGACUUUUUCUCAUUGCUUCCUGUGCAGGCAAGUUGCUGAACACCCUUGCAGCCCUUGGUGACUCAAGGCAGGGAACUCCUCCAGUUGGGUCAACCCUCUACAUUGGGACUGUCUUCAGACCAAGCGGCUGCUGGGAGCACAGCAAAAACAAGGGCCACGUGAGAUGUGACAAUGUUCAUGUGAUUGGUGCGGAUGCUUUUUUAUAUGUCAGCAACAGGUGUGGGGUUCUUCCGGAUUGGGACCCCGGCGGGAGGGUCAAGCAGGCAGGGAAGCUUUAAGCCUUUGCAAUCCCAGCCAGUGCAGAGGGCUCCAUACCAGCUUUUUUCUUUUAAAAAUGCACCAAUCGUGUGGAUGGCACCGCAUUUAGCUUGGCCCAAGGAGCAAACACCACCUGUCCAUCCUCAUGUUCACUGUGCACUGCUCUGACUUUCAACUGCACUCUCUUCCUGAAUGGCAUAAGAUGAACAGGUGGGCUGGACAGAAAAUCUUUAUAGACUUUUUGCACUUUCCCGUUGUUUCGUUUCCGGGGAGAGGCAAUGGCUUGGAAUUCACAGCGCACCCUGUUUCUGGUCCCCAUGGCUGAGUGCAAAGGAAGAGGGAGUAAAAGAAGGAAAAGGGAGCAGACAGUGGCUUCAUCUAAUGUCCCCCAGAAGCAACUGGUCUUCACCAAAGCUGGGCAGCAGGGCAGAUUCCUCUCUAAGCACCCACCUUGAGGCCCCUGUCCCAGGUCAAGAUGGGAAGGUCUAGAGGGCGCUUGUGGCUGCCUUGACAAUUGUCCCGGGUGACCUCCAUUGUCCUGAAUGUUAUUUGCUGAUGAACAGAACAGGCUCCUGGUCCUGACUCUCAGUUUGCCCUUAAUCCAUAGAGAUUAGAAGAGGAGCAAUGAAGAAUCUCCCUUGCUCUGCCCUUCUUUGCCUCUUCCAUGCUCUCUGGCUUUCAGUUGUGACCUGGAUAGGCUAUCUUGGCGGCAUACGCCUGGUUAUGAGCAGGCAAACUGUCCGCAGAUUGCAUUUUCAUUAAAAAUGCUAAGCGGAGGUUCUUAUAUCUCCGUCACCUCACUCCAGAUUGGCAUCCAGGAAAUAGAAUUUCCUCCCCCAGCCUUUGCAGGUUAGGGAGGGCUGAAGGCUUCUUUUUCAAAUGCACAAUGCCAGAUUCAGCUGCAUCUUGGCACCGAGUGAUGGACCUGGUUAUGAACCAGCAGCACCCGCCUGCCAGCCAGCCAGCCAUGAAGUCCCAAUCCAAGUGGACCCCCCCCAAUGCCAUCAUACUAUCUGAGCGGAAGAAGCUGAUCGAGAAAGGCAGGCUUCCAGGGGGACCCCACCCAGCUGCCGAGCUUCCAGGUCUUGCAAGCAGGACCUAAUUGGAUCCUUGUGUGCUUGGCAGCCGGAUGGAGCUGUCUUAAAGGGGCCGCUGCACCUGGGGGAGGAGGGGGAGAAGGAUUGGAAGACAGUUUGUCAGAUCAGGGGGGCGGGAAGGAGGCAGGUUGUGCUGGGGAGGAGGGGCUAGAACACAUUCUCUCCUGCUCUCUUUUCACCAUUUCAGUUUCAGGGCUCACCCAGACUUCAUUUUGUGCUGCGCUUCCGGGAACGGGUCUGUGCUUUAAAGCUCUGGGUCCGGGCAAUUCCCCCCCCCACCCUGAAGCUUUCCCCAGAAAAACCCACUCUUUACCACUGAAUUGGAGCAAAUGGCAAUCUGUGGAAACUGUGAAUUGCCGUUUGUUCCAAUUCAGCAUUAAAGAGUGGAAAGUGACAGGUAAAAAGAAAAGUGCUUGGACGUGGAGCUUUAAAGCAUGGGCCUGUGCCUGGAAAUCACAGGGCAGAAGCUAAGUGUGGAUGAGCCCUCAGUAGAAUCAUAGAAUUGCAUAGUUGGAAGGGACCCCAAGGGUCAUCUAGUCCAACCAACCCCCUGCAAUGCGGCUAAAGCACCCAUGACAGAAGGCCACCCAACCUCUGCUUAAAAACCUCCAAGGAAGGAGGAGGAAGGUGGAAGACUAUUGGAAAAAAGAGGAAAGGAAAAAAGGGUGGCUACUUCAAGAAGAGUUGGGGGUGUGCCUUAUAAUAAAUGAGCUGUGUUCAUAACAUUACCAUGAGCAGUCUCUCUUUAAUGCAAAGGGAUGACUGUCUUUAGCACGUCUACCCAGCAUACUGUCCCCAUUUUAAUGGUUUUAGACAACAGAUGACAGAGGAAUUGUGGUUCUGUGAGAGCUGAAAGUGGUUUAAGCAAAGCAUCGGCCCCAAACAUAAUGAUGGAAGUUGUUUACUAGAGGCAAAAACAAGACGAGUGCCGCUCCAGAGUCAUCCCCCUUUCAACUCUUUGGAGGUGGUGAGUAACACAGCCUCAUAGUGUUGAACCAGCGAGCUGGUUGGACCCUCCCGGUAAUUCUGAAGAAUAAUCAUUCCCCACCCACCCCAAAUCGUGCUCUGGAACCAUGCCUCUUGAUGCGCCCAGUUUCUGCUUCCAUGUGAUGAGAGCCAGGAUGAUCAAGCAGCAGGGCGAAGCCGUUCGAGGUUGCACAUAUGGCUGGAUCUCUUGGCCAAAGCUUAGGUCCCACAGCCCAGCCCCCUCCCCACAAAUGAGUGGGAAGACAAGAAACUGUGCAAUUGAUAACCAAAGUAACAGCCAUGUCUGCCUAACCCCAUAUCUCCCGAAGACCAUUAAGUCCAGGGUGCAAAAUUAACUAAUUGCACCACUGAAGCUUGGGGGGGGGGGAGAGAAAGUGGGGCAGGAAAAUGCCCACUGGGCAUGUAAUUCAUGCAAACAAUUUGAAGUACGGAUCCCAAAUUCCUGAGUGUUUAUUCUCUUUGUGCCACCCGCCAAAGACAGCUCUUUCAUAUGCUGCAAUGGUAGGUAAGUCUUCCGACCGCUGAGCAAUCAGUGCAGACAUAGGUUCCUCCCAGAAGCCUCUUGGCCACCAACAGGGUGUGCAAUAGUCCACUUAAGUUGCCCCAAUGCCAAGGCCCACAGAGUUGGAAUAUAACUUGAGCAUCCAAUAAAUUUAGGUAUUUUCCCAGGACCAAACUAAUACGGAGAAUGGCUUCCAUCUAAAACAGUGCCACUAUAGGGCAUGACCAGAUUGUAUGUUUCAGCGCCACACCUUGUGUGCCAUAAUGCUAGCAAGUGUCUGUGGGUGCAAGACAUUUCUGACAAAGACAUGUUUUUGCUGCAUUAAAGGUAAAGGGACCCCUGACCAUUAGGUCCAGUCAUGGACGACUCUGGGGUUGCGGCGCUCAUCUCUCUUUAUUGGCUGAGGGAGCCGGUGUACAGCUUCCGGGUCAUGUGGCCAGCAUGACUAAGCUGCUUCUGGCGAACCAGAGCAAUGCACGGAAACGCCAUUUACCUUCCCGCCGGAGCGGUACCUAUUUAUCUACUUGCACUUUGACGUGCUUUUGAACUGCUAGGUUGGCAGGAGCGGGGACCGAGCAACAGGAGCUCACCCCGUCACGGGGAUUCGAACCGCUGACCUUCUGAUCGGCAAGUCCUAGGCUCUGUGGUUUAACCCACAGCGCCACCCGCUGCAUUAAAGGUAAAGGUAAAGGUACCCCUGCCCGUACGGGCCAGUCGUGUCCGACUCUGGGGUUGUGCGCCCAUCUCACUUAAGAGGCCGGGGGCCAGCGCUGUCCGCAGACACUUCCGGGUCACGUGGCCAGCGUGACAAGCUGCAUCUGGCGAGCCAGCGCAGCACACGGAACGCCAUUUACCUUCCCGCUGGUAAGUGGUCCCUAUUUAUCUACUUGCACCCGGGGGUGCUUUCGAACUGCUAGGUUGGCAGGCGCUGGGACCGAACGGCGGGAGCGCACCCCGCCGCGGGGAUUCGAACCGCCGACCUGAUGAUCAGCAAGUCUUAGGCGCUGAGGCUUUACCCACAGCGCCACCUGCUGCAUUAGGCAUAGCCAAAGGCCCGCUGAGCACAACCUUACAGAGGCUGACAUAGUUUGCCAUUGUCUCAAGCGUUCAAGGCAAUCCAGUUCUUUGUUCGGGUCCUCCCUUGGGCCAAUAAUGGCCAGAUUUAUAUGUCUGAGUGCAACCAGUUUCUGUAAUAGAUCCAAGCCUGGUGAUUGCAAUUAGAUCCAUCCCAAAUCUUUUCCAAGUGGUAUCUGCAUGGAGGGAAGGGGAGGAAGUAGCUGUCAUUCCUAGUUAGAGCAUUGGACAGGAUUUCCCUGGAACUUAUCCAGCUAGAAAGAUAGACAUUGGACUUUUUGGGGUCAUUUGGUCACUUCUGAUGAGAUGGACAGAUACGAGGUGCUGUUCUUGACCCCCCAGCUAUAGUCUAACCAUGCUGAUUGCACACCAUAAAAAGUGUCCAUCAGUAUUUAGACUCACUUUUCACUUGAAAAUGGUUUGGAGGCACUGGGCUGCCUUCUGUUGGAGGCUUUUGGAGGGUUGGAAAGUGGAAUGUCUUUCGUUUGACCAAUAGGGUUCUUAAUACUUGUUCUCCUUCAGGCUCUGGUUUGGUAUGGAGGGGGAUUAGAUCAAACUGGUGGGUAUUCUUGCUCAGGUAUAUAAUGAUAGCACUGAACAAUUGGCUGUGUACCUCUCUUUUAAUGCUCAGGGAAGUUAUUGUACUGAAAACAGAUUUGCACGCAUACACAAGCAUCCCAAGAGCAUUAUCAGUUGCAUGGAAGUGAUGAUAAUGUGCAGUAAUGAAUAUAAUAUGAAAAACAAAGCUCACAAGGCAAAGGCACAGGCCUGAAGCAACAUUAGGCAGGCAGGCAAGCGGGCAGGAUUGCAUCUGACCAGCUCGGCUCCACUGAGUCUCAUAGCAGCAAUUGUGAGUCUUGUCCUGUUCUUCAGGUUUCAGGGAUUGUGUACAGAUCCAGAGUUUGCUUAGGAAUAUCAUUCUUGCUCUUGCUUGAGCUAACUUGGUGAUGUUGCUGGGGGAGAGGUUCCUUGCCUAAGAGAUAAUCCCUGCUCUCCCAGCCAGAGUUUAUAUGACUAAGGACUCAGCUAUACAGCUGCAAAUAAAAUGUUUUAAGUGUGUUUUAAGUGCAAUAUACAAUGUGACACUAGGUGGUGAUGUUGAGCCUUAUGGAAAAUUCAAUUUAUUUUUUAAAAUGCUUAAAAAAACCCUUUUCAGAAUAGUUUUUAUAUGUGUGUAGAUUCCAAAUAAGACUUAGCAUGCUCACCUCUUUUUUUGUUAUUUAGAAUUGCUUCAGUGGCACAAAACAUUUGCUGAAAGAAAGGAAGCAGAGCAGUCUAUCGUCACAUCUCUAGGUCUCCAGGGAGAUCAGACGUCUGCAAUGUAUUUCGACGACAAAAAACCAAAUAGAGAUAUUUAGCCACUAACUUGGUGAGCUCCUGAUCAUUCCCCAGUAAUAGAAAAUGUAUGACCUCCAACUCUGGUUUCCAUUUGGGGAUGCAGAGUUGAUCUAGAACUUGCUGGUGAAGAUCAGCAUAUAGUUUUACAAUUAAGAACCAUAUGUGUAAGGGUUUCCACCAGGUGGUCUACACACGGGCAGGUGUUUUCUCCUUCCACCCUGCUGGAGAACCUUCCCCAAAGGUGGUUUGAUGGAUUUGAAUUAAACCUGCGAAAAAGCCCUUCUUUCUUGAGGGUUAAGCAGAAAUUCAAGGUAAUUGUGGUUUCCCCAGCCACUCUGGGCAGCUCCCAACAGAAUAUGAAAAACACAAUAAAACAUCAAACAUUAAAAACUUCCCUAAACAAGGUUGCCUUCAGAUGACUUCUAAAAGUCAGAUAGUUAUUUAUUUCCUUGACAUCUGAUGGGAGGGUGUUCCACAGGGCAGGCACCACCACCGAGAAGGCCCUCUGCCUGGUUCCCUGUAACCUCACUUCUCGCAGUGAGGGAACCGCCAGAAGGUCCUCAGAGCUGGAUCUCAGUGUCCGGGCUGAACGAUGGGGGUGGAGACGCUCUUUCAGGUAUACUGGGCCAAGGCCGAAGCUGGUGAGCUGUUUUAAAACUGGUUCCUGUUGACUGGUCCCAGUUACUAUCCCAGAGCUGUGUUUUUUAAUAAUUUGAGCAGUCUUCAAAGGCAGCCUUGCACAUUAUAGACUUAGAAUGGUCGAGUCUAGAGGAUGUCAGAGCAUCGAGAACCACAGCCAGGCAUUUCAAUCCAGGAGGGAGCAUAGCUGGCACAUGAGCCUUGGAUGCUGAAAGCUGCGGCAUGCCAUGCUUGGGGUCCCAAGGAGACACAAGUGGAUCCCUUGGCAGCCCCAGACUGUGAGCCUGAUUCUCUAGGUGGAAACGCAGGUGACGCUGUGGUCUAAACCACUGAGCCUCUUGGCCUUGCCAAUCAGUAGGUUGGCGGUUCGAAUCUCCACAACGGGGUGAGCUCCUGUUGCUCUGUCCCAGCUCCUGCCAACCCAGCAGUUUGAAAGCACUCCAGUGCAAGUAGAUAAACCGCUGUGGCGGGAAGGUAAAAGGUGUUUCUGUGCGCUCUGGUUUCCAUCACGGUGUUCUGUUGUGCCAGAAGCGGUUUAGUCCUGCUGGCCACAGGACCCGGAAAGCUGUCUGUGGACAAACACCGGCUCCCUCGGCCUGAAAGCGAAAUGAGCACAGCAACCCCAUAGUCGCCUUUGACUGGACUUAAUCGUCCAGAGGUCCUUUACCUUUUUUUACCUAGGUGGAAUGCAACCCCAUCCAGAACAGGUUGAGCAUCCUCUCCCUGGUCACACAAACCACCCAUCUGUAGCUUGUCUGUUUUGGCAGGAUUGAGUUUCAGUCUACUGGCUCUUCCACAGCCCAUGACUCACCCAAAGCAGCAUGACUGCAACCACAUGUUGAUUUGGCCUCGAAUGCCAGAGCAAGACAGCAACACCAUUAGCUUGCUGGAUAUAUUCAAGGAGAAGUUAUGGGUGUGUCAAUACCACCCCCACCCUUACUAUCAUGGAAUCAUUCGAUCCCAAUGAAAGAGAGGGUGGGAAUAUUCAAUGACUUUCAGGGGUGGGCAAGCAAAUCUUUAAAAUGCUUAGUUUGCCUUAAAUAUGAGGGGUUUUGUUUUGCCACCACCCCCAUCAGAAAAACGUUUUGCCAUUGCUUCAGGUCAAUGCAGGGCAGAUCCUGGCCACACUCUUUUCCUGGGACAGAAUGAUUCUGUUGUCACAGCACAGCAGCCUCACUGGGACAUGUGCUGCACAAUGGCAAGAGGUUUUUUUCUGGUUUAAAAGAAGAAAAGUUUCUGCCACCUCAUAUUUAUGGAAAGCCAGACAUUAUUUAAAUUAAACCUUCCCCCACUGCUACUACCGUCCUCUGGGGAGAGUUUUCACCUACAAGAAAGAAGAUUCCACCUAAACAUUAGGAAGAACUUCCUGACAGUAAGAGCUGUUCGACAGUGGAAUUUGCUGCCAAGGAGUGUGGUGGAGUCUCCUUCUUUGGAGGUCUUUAAGCAGAGGCUUGACAACCAUAUGUCAGGAGUGCUCUGAUGGUGUUUCCUGCUUGGCAGGGGGUUGGACUCGAUGGCCCUUGUGGUCUCUUCCAACUCUAUGAUUCUAUGAUUCUAUGAAAUUUCCAAAAAUUCAGCAGGUCUAAAUAUUUUGGCUCAGGGCUGAAAGAAUUCCAUCUUGCCUACAAUCUGACGGUAACUUCCAAUGCUGGAAUCUAGGGAUGCAGUUCCUUUGGAUUUCUGAUGAGAAAUUGUAAUAACCUGCAGUUUCAUAAGAGCAGGGGUCAGGAACCUUUUUCAACCGUGGUCCGGUCCACCGUCCCUCAGACCAUGUGGUGGGCCGGACUAUAUUUUGAGGGGGAAAAUUUGAACGAAUUCGUAUGCAUUUUAAAUUCCAGAGAUGCAUAUUAAACAAAAAGACACAUUCUACUCAUGUAAAAACACGCUGAUUCCCGGACUGUCCGCAGGCCGGAUUGAGAAGGCGAUUGGGCCGCAUCUGGCCCCCGGGCCUUAGGUUGCCUACCCCUGCUUGAGAGUGUACAGUGCUACCUCUGGAUGUGAACGGGAUCUGUUCCGGAGCCCUGUUCACAUCCUGAAGCGAAUGCAACCCCCGUCUGCGCGUGCGCGGGUCGCGAUUUGCCGCUUCCUAGGUAUGACUGUAUAUUUGAAGAAGAUGAAUAAAUGAGCAAAUUAAGUUAAUUUGGAUGUGCAGAAGAUACUGAAAAUAAGAAACCACAGAAAGGUGGCGGGGGGAGGAAGCCAAGUUUUGAAAUGUCAAAAUGAUUGUAAAACCAGUGAAAUGUCUAAAUCUGAAAAGUAUAUAUAAAAAAGGGAUUUCUGAUGAGAACUGGUCUCUCUACUGAGAGAAAAUUCAGUGCUGGAGAGAGGAAUAUUGGCAUGAGAUGAGAGGGAGUUAGGGAGGUUUCCACCCAAAUUCUUCUCCCCCAGUGCUGCUUGUGCAAGCAUCUUCAUUGCAUGUGCUGGGUCUGCAUCAUGUAAGCAAGACACUGAUUCCACACCCCACCCCACUGUUGAAGGAGAAGCUGGCAAAGGCAGGGGAAUAGGCACCAUGGAAUGUCCCAUACCUGCCCUUCAGUUCUGAGAAACAGAAGGGGACUGGGUGGAGAGCAUUCCACAGCUGCAUCGCCCACACACUGUAACAAUCAGCGCACCAUGUGUGUUGAUGUUCUGCCCAACCAAGGCCCUCUUCCAUUCCCCUUUGCCCACCACUACCAGCUGCUUCCUGUCCUGGGAGGCUUUUAACUGCAAAGAGGGAAGGCUGGGGCUGGGUGCUUCAGCCCCUUUACAUGCUGGGAGACAUUUAAGAGCUGCAUUUUGAGGUGGGGAGAAAGUGACUCUUGAGCAGAGGGCUUUAACAUGGAAACAAAUGCACUGCCUCUGUUCUUAACAGGGUAAUGCCGAGUCUGGCUGCUAAACUUUUGGCCCCCUCUUUCCUUCUUCUUUUUUUAAGUGAACAUCUUUAUCGAAAGUUCAAAAAGCACAUAAUUAUAUGUGCACUAAACAUGGCGAGACGUAAAUAAAAGAGAGAAAAAGAAACAGAAACAGAACCAAUGUAGAAGGGGGGAAGGGAACCCCCCCCAAACUGUAUACUUUACUUCACCAGAUCUUAACCCAGGGGUCAGCAAACAUUUUCAGCAGGGGGCCAGUCCACUGUCCCUCAGACCUUGUGGGAGGCUGGACUAUAUUUUUUUUGGGGGGGGGGGAAUGAACAAAUUCCUAUGCCCCACAAAUAACCCAGAGAUGCAUUUUAAACGAACACAUUCUACUCAUGUAAAAACACACUGAUUCCCGGACCAUCCACGGGCCAGAUUGAGAAGGCGAUUGGGCCGGAUCUGGCCCCUAGGCCUUAGUUUGCCUACCCAUGUCUUAACCUAUUGCAGUAUUUGUAAGAAUGGAUUCCAAAUAUCACUGAAUUUGUCCAUGGCAAGUCUGCAUUUAUAUGCAAGUUGUUCAUAUGCUGUGAGCUUGUAUAAGUCUUCAGUCCAGUCGUAGGAGGGAGCCACAUUUUUAUUUUUCCCGUUCACCAGUAUCAGUCUUUUUGCUGUGGUAAGGGCAGGGAGAGUCCACUCAUAUUGUCCUUUUGCAGGGUUCCAUGUUCUGAGUGUAUAAUUCAAGAGGAUAUUUUGCUCUGUAAAUGUAAGGUUGUUCUGUACAGUUCUGUUGAUGGUUUCAGUUACCUUCUGAUCUUUUGCCCCCCCCCCUUUCCUGAUGGCUCACCCACCUUCUUGCUCAAGUCCAACCUGUGCAAGUUUCCGGAGCUUUGUAAGCAAUAAAGGGUGACCUUUCACGCCGCCUUCCCAGGUUGGGGGCCCAGACUGCCAUUGGAGAACUACAGGGCCCAUUCAAGACACCAGCUGGGGGUAUGUAUGACAGCAAACGUCAGCUUACAGGGUAAAAAAGCUAUGACAGGCAAUGGCAGAGAUGAUUAGCAUAGCUGGGUUUGUGCCUUUUGCCCAGUGGGCUGCCCCGUGAGUGCUGUUCAGGAAGCAGCUGCCCGUAUCCUGAGCCUCCAGGGACCUCUUAAGAAGUGCUUUCCUUGCCUCUGGAGUGGGGCUGAGUGAGUGACUCAUGCCACUGGCCUCUCCAAAGGCUUCUUAGCCUGCCUGUUCAUCCCCUCCCAACAUUUCGUAGAACAAGAUGCAUAUUUUAAGAUUGUUUUGGAUUAGCUGUUCUGGAAAGCGGAAAGCAAGCUUGAAAACACAAUGCAAAAAGAAGGCAUUUCGGCUGCAGCCAAAAGAUCAAAUUGUGUUGGCUGUUGCAAUUAUGUCUUUGUCCUUCUUCCAAAGAACUGGGGGGGCGACGUCAGCAACGUAGGGGGUUUAUCCCAUUUUAAUCCUUACAAUGGAUGAGUGACUUGCCAAAGGUCACCUAGGAAGCUUCAGGGCUGAGCCUGGGAUUUGAAUUUGGCUCUCCUUGGUUAAAGGCUAAACAUUCGGCUCACUACUCUACUGCUUUCAAAGUUUACACUUACCUGCCCCUCCCCAAAAAGCCUAAAGACAUAUUGAAGUGUCUUAGGCCUGCAUCCUCCUCACACUAAAUUCCACGACAAAUGUCUCCUAAUCGCAUCCGUCUUCUUUGCCAGUUCGAGAUAUUCAAAUAAUUUAGCCUGCCAUUCCUUUUUUUGUUGGUACUAUUUCACUUUUCCAGAUUCUAGCUAUUAAUAUUCUUGCUGUUGUUGUAGCAUAAUACAAGAACUUGAGGCAUAAAAGCCCCUUCUCCUCCCAUCUCAUGGAGUCUAUUUUUUACAUGGAGAAAAGAUGGCUGCAAUUACAUGGGCAUUCACCCUGCCUUCCCACCUCAUGCUCUGUUGUCUGAGGAACUUUCCUCCCAGCUCUGAUACUGGAAGUAAGGGGCGUGGGUUUUUUUUGGGCGGGUGGGGUGGAAUUCUGGAGGCAGACCACAGGAGAGGUUUUGUCUUUGCUCACCUGUGUGCAGCUUUUGAUGUGAAAAUUAAGGCACACAUGCAUUCAGAUACAUUUUAGCAUGAAUGAGACAGAUGUGAGAAAUGCAAACAUGGCCGUCCCCAUCAUUCUCCUUUGGCCCUUCCCUACCCCACCAGGGAACCUUGUACAGUGGUACCUCAGGUUACAUACACUUCAGGUUACAGACGCUUCAGGUUACACACUCCGCUAACCCAGAAAUAGUGCUUCAGGUUAAGAACUUUGCUUCAGGAUAAGAACAGAAAUCGGGCUCCAGCGGCGCGGCGGCAGCAGGAGGCCCCAUUAGCUAAAGUGGUGCUUCAGGUUAAGAACAGUUUCAGGUUAAGAACGGACCUCCGGAACGAAUUAAGUACUUAACCCGAGGUACCACUGUAUUGUGCUGGAGAAAGAGAAAAUGUUUUGCUGGCUCCCACUCUCAUCUAUAUACUGUGAUCCCAUUGUUAUCCAGAAUCAUGUUCAUGAGAGUGUGGAAGAUGCACAAUUACUAAAUGAGCAAUUUCAGAACAGCAACUAUAUUAUGCACACCGGAGAGGGUCUGCUCUCCCCCCUCUGCUUUCUGACAUCUUUCACAAAGGAUUUCCCCCUUUUUUGAUAUCUUGUAUGUGCAUCAGUUCACAAACGUGGCUGGGUUUGCUAUUUUGGAUAGUAAGGACAGGCGACACAUGACGUUUGUCAUGCCAUUCGCCUCUGAGCGCGGGCUUUUCCUUUCACGAACUGCCUGUGCGGGGACCUGAUCUGAAUUUAGUGGGAACUUCCUCUCCCCCACUGCAAAUUGCAGGACGGGGGGGGGGGGGGUCCUGAGAGCAGACUGCAGAGACUAGGCAGAUUAUGUUGGGGAUGUCUUAGCUGUCUUCAGAACCCAGAGUUGUGGACAGGUCAGCAAUAAAACACCUGGUGCCUGAGAAGCUAACUGUUUAUUCAAAGAAGCCAAAACAGCACAGGCCUAGUGAUCACUGCAACUCUUCCCAGUUGGUCUUGCAUCAGUGAGGCAGUUGUGAGGAUCGAAGGUCCCUAUCUUCCCACUGCUCUCUAAUUCCUCUCUAUGUUCUGGGAGACCAAGCAGUAGGCGAGCUGGUCGCAGCGGGAGGAGGAGAUUCCUUGGCUUCUUCAGUAGCCUGCCUCCACUUCUGCCUCCAAUUCUGGACUGCUUUCUGCCACAGCCUCUUCCUGCUCACUAAACCCUGUUACCCCUUCAGUUGCAUUUUUUAUGACGUCUGCCACACUGUGCUCUCUCUCCCUUCCCACCUCCCCCACCCUCAGUUCCAAAUGUGUGUGUACCCUUGCAUGUAUGUAUUUGAGUCACAGAAGCAAGCAGCGUCUGUGGCUGAUUUAGAACAAAAACAAAUGGCUGGCUGGGCAAGAGUUGAGCAUUUACACUCCCCCUACCUACUUCUCUACUCCGCUCCCUUCCAAAGCAUCUUUUAUCUAGGUUUGUUGUAUGUGUUAGCAUGCAAUGUUUUGCCCUAAAAGAGGACUUUGCAAGCCUGACAGUGAUCAGAAAGCAAAUUCCACCAGCCGAACACUCAUACAAUUUCAUAAAAAUAUGAAAAUCAUUGAAGUCAGUUCAUACAUCCAGGAUACAUUCAAACAUGCAUUAUUUGAGCAUACCGAUUAGAUUUUGUUCAACUGGUAUUUUCUUUCUCUGAGAUCCAUCUUGGAGCAAACUGGUUCUCUGUGUUUCUGAAAGAAACUUGUUUGUGUACUUCACUGAUUGGUGGAAUGGAUGAACCACCUCACUUUCCCCCAUGGAGCAGUUUCUCAACUUUCUAAAACCUAUUAUUUUCUCUCUCUUUGGAAAAAGCAAACAAAAAUGAUACGAAUGCACAUUUAAUUGAAUAAAUGUACAUGUGGCUUUUUCUCUUAGAGUGUCCAGUGGCAGCAUUGAAGUCCAUUGCAGAACUGAACCAAAUAUUCUCUCUGGCCACCAUGAAAUUAAAUUAAACUUCAUGGGAAUCUGAAGUUUGCCUUCCAUUGGCCAACUUGCGUUCAAAGAAUGCAAUGGUCACGUCUCUCCUCCUGCAGUGGUAGUUUAACGCUCACAAGGUUAUGCAAGUACCUUAUGUAACGUGUGGUUCAUUAGUUGGCUUUGUCCUGCCAUGUGCUGGAAGCAGAGGGGAAACCAGGCAGCUGCUAUGUGUGGAUGGUUAAAGGGGAAGAUGAUUUAGCCAGGAUACAACCACACGAGAGGCAAAGCAAAGAAGGAUACACGAGACAGCACCUUUGCACUGGUUCACAGUCUGUUCCAUGAAAUGUGCAAGUAUGAAUUUCAUUGACAAGGGGCUCAUCCUGCCCAGGAUCCUGUUUGUUUUCUUUUUAUAAAUAAUUUUUAUUGAUUUUACAAGUACAAAGUACAAAUAAACACAAACUAAUAAGAACAUAUCUGUAUAAGGAGAUUCUCUGAAUCUUGAGACUUCCCUCCAUGGAGUCUAAUUUUAAGCAUCUACAACUGCACAUUCAUUCGUACUCCAAUUUUUAUAUCAAACCAUAUUGUCCUUAAUAUUUUUUUUACACUACAAGUGAGUAGAAUCCUGCUCUUGUUUCCAUCUACUUACAGUGGUCUCCCAGGUAACUUACAAAUUUCCCCCAUUCUUUUAUAAAGUCUUUAUCCUCUUGGUUUUCUCAGUUUUCCAGUCAGCUUUGCCAUCUCAGCGUAUUCCAUCAGCUUGGUCUGCCAUCUUUCUUUGGUCGAGACUUUGUCUUCUUUCCAACUCUGGGCUAACAGCACCUGGGCGGUUGAGGUUCCAUACAUAGUCUUUUCUGCUCCUUUGGUAUGUCGAUACCUGUAAUUCCUAAUAAAAAAUCUUCUGGUUUCUUAACAAAAGUUAUUUUAAGCAUUUUUUUUAUUUCAUUAUAUAUCAUCUCCCAGAAAGCUUUUAUUACCUUACAAGUCCACCAUGAUAGAAGGUACCCAGUAUCCUGUUUCUAAGCAACUUUGCAGAGAGAAGCUGUGUGUGCUUGUAGGUUAAUUAUGUCAAAAGCAAUAUUCUCUAUAAGCUGUUACUGCUCAACAGCAGCGAAGGUGCAAUCCUGGGGGAAGAAGUGCUAUUUCCCAGACACAAGUUGUUUCAGUUUGAGUGCUAGGAAAAUACAAGGUCCUCUGUACCAUCCAAAGAGUAACUGUGAGGGGUGUACUCCUCAAAACGAAAACAAAAAACCCUCUGCUAAUGGGGAGUGACCCCUGCUGUCCACUUAGCCCUCUGGAAAGCUCAGCAGCUAACCUCGAGUUUCAAUGAAAGUAGGUUCUGGGGCUGAGUCCUGAGUUGGAUUCUGACAUUACAACUUUCUCUUUUGCAUACAGUGGUACCUCGGGUUAAGAACUUAAUUCGUUCUGGAGGUCCGUUCUUCACCUGAAACUGUUCUUAACCUGAGGUACCACUUUAGCUAAUGGGGCCUCCCGCUGCUGUCACACCACCACCGCAUGAUUUCUGUUCUCAUCCUGAAGCAAAGUUCUUAACCCGAGCUACUAUUUCUGGGUUAGUGGAGUCUGUAACCUGAAGCGUCUGUAACCUGAAGUGUCUGUAACCCGAGGUACCACUGUAUCUGAGACCCUCCAAGUCUCUCUGUUUUCCAGGGACAGUCCUGGAUUUACAGAAGCCGUCCUGGUCUCUGACUUGAUCCCAGAAUGUCCCCCUUUUCCUUAGGACGUCCCUAUUUUCAUCAGAGAAAUAUUGGAGGGUAUAUCUGCCAUGUGUCAUUCUGACCCAAACACCUUCUUUAUUCUUGUUCUUCUGGCCUGCCCACCGUCUCCCAUUCCAGGUGUCGAAAAAACCCCUCUAGAGGUUACUUAAGGGGGGAAACCCCAAUAUCACCAUCCCCAAUGUAGUAAAUAUAUUUUGCCAAGUUGGCAGUUGACAGCUGGAAUUACAGUGGUAUCUUGGUUGUCGAACCUAAUCCCUUCCAGGAGUCCAUUCGACUCCUGGAACCAUUUGACAACCUAGGCGUGGCUUCCAAUUGGCUGCAGGAGCUUCCUACACUCAAUUGGAAGCUGCGGAGGCCACGUCGGACAUCCAUCUUCCAAAAAACAUUCGCAAACUGGAACACUUACUUCCGGGUUUGCCGCAUUCGGGAGCCGAUUUGUUUGAGAGCCAAGCCAUUCAACAACCAAGGUACCACUUGUAUAUUAACUCUGCAUUUCCCUGCAAUUAAAAUUGUUUUGCCACCAUGCAGGUAAUGGCAAUGCCUCUGCCCUCUGACUAUGCGUUUACGCUCAUUCUGCAUUUUUGCUCCCACAGGAAAGGCUGCAGACCUCCAUGCAACAAACAGCUUUAUGAACUAGCUGUGUGGAGUUCUGAAGACUGACACAAGCAGAAAUUAAAACUGCCCAGUGAUUGGGAGUGAACAGAUUGGGAGUGAGGAUUGACAGUGAUGGGCAGCUGGGCCUGUUUUGAAACCGACCACAUGGCAACUUUAUUUGGUUCAGUCCCUGGACUCCUGGUUCUUGUGAUUUUAGCAAGGCAAGGGGCCCUACCCAGCUUUCAGCAUUCCCAUGUGGCUUGGGACCGCAUGACCCUUGCAAAGCAGUCCUUUUUUUUCCAGGCCUCUGGGCAAGUUUUAUUCCUAGGGAGGAGCCAAGAGUGACUCACAGGCAAGGACCAGAGGAAUAAGAUUCUUUGCUGGAAUUCUGGUUGCUUUUGGGGUGUGGCUACUCUUGCGUCUGCUGAGAAGGGUUUGUUUUUCUUGGUUUUCUCCCCUUCCCUUGUGUUUCUUCUUCUGUUUUUCUUCCAGAAGCUCUUCUCUUCCCGCCCCUUCACCCUGGGCCAAACCUCUCCCAUCCCUCCUUAAACUCCAGGCUUUUGGAGGCUGUUUUUCAUCUCUUCCUCGGACAAGCAGGCCUUUGUACUGCAAACUUUCUGGCUCCUUUCCACGCUAGCGUUUCGGAUGCUAAGAAUAGCCCUGAGCCGUGGCAGUUGAAGCUGCCGACCCUCGGAGGCCCUGGAUGUGAGGCCCUGGCGAAGAAGACAUCCCUCCUCCUCCUCCUAGGGGAAUAGGGAUGCAGCUGGAGGACAGCCAGGGAGGCACAUUGCCAAAAGUGUUGUCUAUAGCUCCAAGUCGGAAAGCCAAAGGUCACCAAGACUGUAGUUCGUGGCUUUCUCUCCCACCAGCCGCUUCCUUCUCCUCCCACCCUUGUCUAUUUAUAUUGGAGGCAUAUGGGAGGCAGGGCUGGAGGUUGGGGGGGGGAAUAGGGGGUGAUGGUGUGACCGCUGCCUCCCCCACACUAGGCGAGAUACCGUGGUGGAUUCUUGAUAUUCCUGUCAUUAGAAAUACCUUUGACAGACUGCAGGAAUUGCUAGAAUUGAGCGUACCAAGAACAUGAGGUCGGUAUGCUGUGCAGUGCCAAGAAGGAACUAUUUGUAGAUUUUAUCCUCAUUUUUAGAGCACUUAGAAGGACAGCAACCCUCUGCGGUGCUUCACCUGGCCAUAGCUGUCAACUUUUCCCUUUUCUUGCAAGGAAUCCUAUUUGGAACAAGGGAAUUUCCCUUAAAAAAAGGAAAACAUUGACAGCUAUGCACCUGGCAGGUCCAGGUACCUUCACAUUGCAUAACCCCCAAGUGUCCCAAUUUAACCGGGACACCCCAAAUUAGCAGAAGCCACUUCUGAUCCUAAAUGCCCCAAUUUUGUUCCCCUGUGGCUGUUGCGCCAGAGCAAGGGACCCAAAGACGGGGGCUUUCUGGUUCCAUGCUGUGGCAUCAGUCAGUUGGCUCACACCAGAGUGCAGGAUAAAAAUAAAUGGAAGGAAAACUUACCUUGACCUCCUCUUCCUCCUUCCUCCAUGGCAGCACCAAAGGUUUGUCUGCAGUGCUGGAGGAGUAGGGGAAGAGGCACGUCCGGCCGGGUCUGUGUCUCUGUACACAGCUGAGGCCGGGGUGAACUUCCAGUAGGCCGCUGCAGUCCAUGGGGUGUCUUCCAACAUACCCCUGAGGCUGCAGAGGAGGAGGACUGGACAAAGGUAGGAGGUUGUGGAGGGAGGGGCGGGGUGGACGAGGAAGGGAUCAGCGUCAGGGAGGGGGCAAGUGACAGGGUCAGUGGGGUGGUGAUGGGGGUUCCCCCCGAAUUGCCCUCCUAAAAUGAUGGAGGGUAUGGCUUUGCACCGACGUUCGCUGCAGCACACUGAAAUUCAGUUACAGCCCCCAUCUGUGCAGUGCAUGCUUACACAAGUCUAGUUGGGGUAACUGAACCGCCAUGCAGAAUAGCUCUUAUGGCCAUCCAGGAGACUUGUUGAAGGCACCCCGAGCAACUGCAACUGCAGACAACACCUAUCAAUAGAGCCCUCUAACCAGCUGAGCUAUCCAGACCAGGAGUCAGCAACCUUUUUCAGCCAUGGGCUGGUCCACCAUCCCUCAGACCGUGUGGUGGGCCAGAUUAUAUUUUGGGGGAACAAAAUGAAUGAAUUCCUAGGCCCCACAAAUAACUCAGAGAUGCAUUUUAAAUAAAAACACACAUUCUACUCAUGUAAAAACACCAGGCAGGCCCUACAAAUAUAACCCAGAGAUGCAUUUUAAAUAAAAGGACCUAUUCUACUCAUGUAAAAACACGCUGAUUCCUGGACCAUCCGCGGGCCGGAUUGAGAAGGCGAUUGGGCCGCAUCCGGCCCCCGGGCCUUAGGUUGCCUACCCCUGAUCCAGACUCACUGAGCCAAAGCUUUGUAUUUUGUAUGUUCGUAAAUCCUGGGAAUACUUUUGUCAAAGUCGCGACUUUCUUGUCAGACACUGUGGUGCAAAUCCCCAGAGAAUCUCUGUUGCAUCUUUUUGGUUGUUUUGCAUGUAUUUCAUACGUGGGUCUUGCCGUUGCUUUUAUUCUUGUCUGCAAAAGACAAUGUUCCAACUGCUUUGAACACCCUACAAUAUGGUUUUGUCUUGUACUGUGCUUUUGUCUUUGUUCAAUAUCACAGAAAGCUUACCAGGUGAAACAAUCCAAUCCCCCAUCCCUUUUUCUUAUAAUAAUAAAUAAAACAGCUGGCCCUCUGCUUUAAAGUUCGGGCUUGGGCUUUCUUUCCCCAGUGGGGUUUCAAAUGCCUGCAGGUUUUGCUGUUGUGGUAAAAUUGUUUCAGUUUUCUUUUCACGAGGGUUUUUGGAAGGCAGUUUUAAGUUGCUUUGUUCAGCUUUGUGAAGAAGAGAGACUUUCUUGCUUUCUCUCUGAAAUGAACUGGGAGGAGGAGUUGGGGGGAAAGGCACAGAACAGUAGCGUAGCUAGACUUAGCUUGUAGAAUUGUGGUUUUUUUUAAUUGAAGGAAGGGGUUAAUACUUCUAAAGGCCUAAACUUGCUCGGAUUUUUAUUUUUAAAACGCUAGACGCUUGAAUGAACAUAUCCCAUGUUCCAUGUGACAAGUUCGCACUAACUUUUGUAAUAUCAAUAUUAAUAUUUAUUAGGAAUGUGUGUCGGCCCUAUGUACUUUUCAAAUUAUGGGGCACAGAGAGGGGCAGUUUUCAUAAUUCAGUUGGAUUGUGCUGUUAACAAGGCAUCUUGAGUUAGAUCAGGGACUUACUAAUUCUCCAAUGCACUCUGGGAACUUUGUUUUUAAUCAACCACUAGCAGAGUCCAUGAGAGGGACUGACAUUUUCUUCCAUGCUCUUUUUGCCUCCAUCAUCUCCAUGAUUUCUGUUGUACCCACCCCAAAAUGAUAAAAUAGAAUCCCUGCAGCCAUAAUUCUUCCUUUCCUUUCCUCCUUUCCUUUCCUUUCCUUUCCUUUCCGUCUUCUUUGCUGCUAUCAUUCUGAAAUUUGGCAGACUUCAUUCCCUCAUAAGGGUUUAUCAUGCUUGCAAAUUGCAUCCAAUUCUGGCAUAAAAUAAAAGAGAACUUUUCUUUCUUUCUUUCUUUCUUUCUUUCUUUCUUUCUUUCUUUCUUUCUUUCUUUCUUUCCUUCCUUCCUUCCUUCCUUCCUUCCUUCCUUCCUUCCUUCCUUCCAAAACCCCAAUACGCCAUUAAUUUUAAAGGUUCUUUAUGUGCCUGCAAUUUGGCAGGCUUAAUGCAACCCCUUAAUCUGGAGGAACUGCUGUGCCCUCAAAUUUUAUUCAUUUCUGUAAUGUGUGUGUAGGUUCACCACUGUAGUAAAUGGAGGGGGUGGGACUGACCUUCAUUUUUAACAGAUCUGAUUUGGCCCCCAAUAAUGAGUUGAAUUUUAAAGGCACAGAAUGGUUCUGAAAGAUUGAGCUGCUUCCCAAAGUUAGAAACACAAGUCGAAUCUUGUGGUUGGUGCACACCCGUAAAAAGUAUGCAUAUUGUGAACACUUACUUGUACAAACAAACAGCAAAGAUAAACGUCAUUCAAGUAUUAACUUCAGUUCAAUCAUCUGAAAAUUCAGUGCUAUUGAACUAGUUCUUUUUUCCCUUCUUUGCUUAUUAUUGUUACACUUGCUCAUUCUUUAUGUAUAUUUUGUUGUCUACCUGUACCAUGCACCUGCUAUUUAUCUUUAUACAGCAUAUGGAACAAUGCCAUAAUUUAUAUAUGAAUGUAGAUAUUGUGGCUUUAACAGCCCUAGGAAGGAGCAACUAGGGACUGGCUCAUCUCAAAAUCUGAGGACUAGCCGAGAUGUCAAGGCCAGCAAUGUUGUAGCUACACAAAAUUAUGUCAAGGUGUAAAUCUUGGGUGUGCCAACACGGAGCCAUCAGAUAUUGCUUUAAUCAGUCCCAGCCAGCAUGGUUAAUGUCAGAGAUUAUGGGAGCUGAAGUCCAGCAACAACUGCAAGGUCCCAAUUACUCUUGGUGUAAAAUAAUCUUUACUUUCUAGCAUGGGCUCAAAAGAGAACUCUUUCCAGUGUUAUGGGUGGGAUUCCACUAAGGUGUUGCAUGCACAGAAUGAGGUCCACUUAUGCAACAGGGCUUCCUCACCCUCCUCUCUCCAAGCCCCCCUAAAUCUGCUCUGGAGAGUUGGGGAAAACCCCAGAACAGCUUUAGGGGAACAUGGGGGGGAGGGAGUCCCAUUGCAUGAGCGGACCUCAUACCAGCACAAAUACCCCACUUACCUCUGUAUCGAAUUCCGCUGGAAGAGACUGAGGCUGCUGUCCUAUACUGGCUUAAGUAGUUAGCACACUGAGCUCAGUGAGACUUGUUUCUGAGUUGAUGUAUAUGGGGUUGCACUAAAUUAAAGGUAAAGGGACCCCUGACCAUUAGGUCCGGUCGUGGCCAACUCUGGGGUUGCAGCGCUCAUCUCGCUUUAUUGGUCGAGAGAGCUGGCAUACAGCUUCCGGGUCAUGUGGCCAGCAUGGCUAAGCCGCUUCUGGCGAACCAGAGCAGCGCACGGAAAUGCCGUUUACCUUCCCGCUGGAGCGGUACCUAUUUAUCUACUUGCACUUUGACGUGCUUUUGAACUGCUAGGUUGGCAGGAGCAGGGACCGAGCAACGGGAGCUCACCCCGUCGCAGGGAUUCGAACUGCUGACCUUCUGAUUGGCAAGCCCUAGGCUCUGUGGUUUAACCCACAGCCCCACCCGCGGGCCUGCACUCAAUUAAGAAUCAACAAAUUCCUAGCUCAAAUUUUGCCCCAGCCAUAAACUGAAGAGAUAGCCUAAGGGCUCAUCCAGACCUCCUUUUCUGCUAUGUCUCUGGGCACAGGGCCACACCUUAAAGUUCUGUGUCCGAACAUUCGCUGAACAUGGAAUUUUCAAAUAUGAUGCCCUGCCAGAAGGCAUCAUUCUUGCUGCCUGCUGCUUCCCCAUAGGGGACAGGAGACAGCAGUCCUUAACAGCCAUGGGAAUGAAGUUUCGCUCAUGCUCAGGGACUAAUGUGUUGUGUUUCCUGGGGCUCCCCCACAACACAGACUUCAUUGGAUGUUUCCCCACUCUUGACUACUCAGUCUUCAGGGCUGUGGCUUGCAUGGAAGAUGUUCGUGAUCUCCAAAACCCUUGCAGCUCCUUCGUUCUAGCAAAAGCAGCUGGGCUUAGUUUAUCCAAUGUAAUUUGCCUUGACUUGCCUCUUAAUGGCACUUCUACAGCAGACAGUUUAGUUGGAUUCUGUUUUCUCUGUGGUUGUGCAGUACCGACAUCCUUUCAGAUUUUGAACUGCUGACAUUCUCCGAGUUCCGAAAUAUCACCCCCACCCACCAAGAUACUGCUCUACGUUUUUCUUUUUGGCUAAGCAGUGAUGCUUGGAAGCUAAUAACGGAUGUUCAUCCCAUUUCAUAAUAAAAUCGUUACCACUGACCAUGGUGUAGCAUUAGCAGCAAUAAAUUAAUAGUCAACUUGAUACAUGGAAUUUAAUUUAAAGAUUAUCAGAAAGAUAAAUCACUGUUCAUCAGUCUAAUUAAACUUGUUGUAUAAGCAGAUGUGAAUCUGUUCAGCUAAUUAAUCUUAUUCUUUUAAAUUCUGCAGUGUUCAAGAUUAACUCAGUAAUCUAAUUUUGAGACGAAAAUGUAACUAAACACAGCUUUUUUAAAAAAAACCUGUUCAGCCCCAUAUGGUUUUGGGGGGGGGGUUACUGUGAAGCAGCCUAAAAUUUGUUCACAGUCACUCCAAGCUAUUUUGUUGCCCCAGGUGACUGCAGAAUCAAAGAGAUACACAACAGUAUCUUAAAUUCUAGUGCAAGAGAGCUUGGGGUAAACCAAUUGUGCUUAUCCUGAGACUGUAUUCAUCUCACCCAAGGAUGUGGAACUGGUAGCCUUCUAGACUACCACACCGUUUAUAAUACCUGAGCAUUGACCAUGCUGCCUUGGGCUGAUGAGAGCUGACAACAUCAAGAGGGACACAAGUUUCCCAUCCCUGAUCUAGCUCAAUAUUACCUUCUCUGACUUGACAGCCAGUCUCCAAGGUCUCUUUUCCCCAGCAUAUGCUUCCUGAGGUUAUCUAACUGGGCAUUAAACCUGGGCCAUUCUGCAUGCAAAGCAUGCACUCUCUACAAUGGUGCUAAGGAAUUCUAUCCACAGGGCAACAUGUCUUGACUCACCCAUCCGAUUUUUUGGCAGGCUGAACAAUAUUGUCUUCCUGAGUGACUGCUUGGGUCACUCCAGGGCUUAGUGCUCACCUGAGGGUGAAAAACAGCUGGAGAUGGCUUUUGUUUUGGACUCUUGCAAGUUAGGAGGUUAGAUAUCAAAGCAGGUGGGGAAGUAUUGUCAGCCAAUGUUGCAAGCCUGGAUCCAGCAUCAGGUCAUGUUUGGGCCUCUGGCUACACAGGGGAUGCGUGGAACCAGAGAGGUCUUCCUGCUUCCUGUUGAUGUUGGACAAUUGGUGGCUUGGGGCUUCCAAACUCUGUCCUGUCUUGCUUACAAUGAGUUCUUAGUCUCUGGCUCCCUGCUGUCACUGAAUGAACUUUAGCCCUUUGCUCUUGCUCGAUGUGACUGAAUCAGGACUGACCACAUGGUCCAUGUUGAGAGCCAAGUAGAUCGUCCCACCAAGUAGGACAGUCAUCAAAGUUAAAAAUGCUGCUCCAAGUCAGGAAACUAUGUGAGGUGACAAUUUAAAAGCUAGCAUGUGCUUCAUUUUUGCAUCAUGUGGUUCUGUUGUUGGUCUUAGUUAAAGAUCUGGACAAUGUCUAGUGAUCUGAAGGCCUUUUGAUAGCCUUUCUCAGGUUUGGGAAUUCUCCUUUAAAUCAGCAACCUGGUGCCCUCCAGAUGUUGAAUGUCAGUUCCCAUUGGACACACUGGCGGAAGCUGAUGGAAGUUGCAGUCCUAAACAUCUGGGGGGCAAAGUCUUCUUUAGAUGCAUUUUGAAACUCACAGCCGCACAUUCAAGUGUUACGGCUUUCAUAUAAACAAUGACAAUGGUCCAGUUGACCCCAUGUGUGUUGAUGCAUUUUUCUACGCUCAGCCACAAGUAAUCCUGGCUUUACUAAGAGGUAAAAUACUGACGCCUCCUGGACACGAGAUCAACUUCUUUGUUCCAAUCAAAAUUUGCACACAAAGCCCAUGCUGUGUCUACAAGUAGAGAGUAUGAAGCAGGGAGGUAUGAGGAGGUCAGGGAAACAAGGAUAUGAAUGUAAGCUAUGGAAAGAUUGACCCAUUUUUCUUUUUUCUCUUUUUAAGUGUCUUUUAUUCUUUUAUUCUGUAUUUUGUAUUUUUUUUGUAUUUUUACUUUUUGUUUUUCUGUAAUUCUUUUUUUCUCUGAAAUUUUAAUAAAUAUCAUUUUUAAAAAAGAGAGAGAGAGUAUGAAUCCCAGAUUCCUGACCUCCUCCUUGGAAGACCUCUGUGGUUCCUUCCUUGGGGCUGGGUGGCAGAGCAGAAUCAAAGCUUUCUAUGCUGUCAAUGCCAUGUUACAAGAAAUGAAAACCAGACAGGCCGAGUCGUGCAGCAAUUUGAUGGGAGCAACAGCAGCGGGCCUGAGUUCCAGAUGGCUGGCGGAUGGCAGAAAUAUGCUUGAGGUUUCAAGAAUCCUUGAGGUUUGGGGCUUUUAAGAAAGCAUCAGCUAAAGUCCAGGGAUUAGUCAGAGGCAGCACUAAAGCAACGGAUGCUGAAUGAUCAGGGUUUGGGGACAUGUUCUUUCUGCCCGAACUGGCAGAGGAAAAUGAUCUCUUACAGGAUUGGGUGAAUGUUGCUGUCUUGGAAUACUGACCUUCAGGAGAUGUUGUUAGACUCCAGCUCCCAUCAGUCACAGCCAGUGUUCAGGGAUGAUGGGACUUAAAGUCCUGCAACAUCUGGAGGGCCCCAGGUUCACCCUCCUUAUUCUCUUGAGUUCUCUGGACCAGCUGCAGGUGAGGAAAUGACCUUUUCCUAUUUUCUUUUCAAGGGACAGUGA
This is a messenger RNA of Podarcis lilfordi (Lilford's wall lizard), 33003 nucleotides long. NCBI's taxonomy places the organism in Eukaryota, Metazoa, Chordata, Lepidosauria, Squamata, Lacertidae. The record is from the annotation of a GenBank genome assembly.